Molecule: messenger RNA, 1224 nt
Organism: Lithohypha guttulata
Lineage: Eukaryota; Fungi; Ascomycota; Eurotiomycetes; Chaetothyriales; Trichomeriaceae
Gene: DUG3
Product: glutamine amidotransferase subunit
Exons: 2
Coding region: 1-1224 (407 amino acids)
Biological process (GO): glutathione catabolic process
Cellular component (GO): glutathione hydrolase complex; cytoplasm
Molecular function (GO): omega peptidase activity
Source: RefSeq, a predicted model, not a curated record
AUGUGCAGAUUUUUGGUUUAUAAGGGCUCCAAGCCUAUCAUACUUUCAAAGAUUGUCACAGAACCAUCUCACUCCUUACUAACACAAUCAUAUGAUUCUCGUCUACGACUGGAUGUUCGACGACCACAUAAUGGCGACGGAUUUGGUAUAGGCUGGUAUACGGAGCCAGAACUCGGACCGGAUCCUUGCAUCUUCACCUCCACAGUCCCAGCAUGGAACUGCAUCAACCUUGAGAGACUGGCCCCAAAGACACAUUCUCACCUCAUAUUCGCCCAUGUCAGGGCAACGACAGAAGGUAGUCUGGCCGAGAACAAUUGCCAUCCCUUUCAGCACAAUACACUGAUGUGGAUGCACAACGGUGGUAUCGGCGCCUGGCAGUAUGUCAAACGACCACUUGCUGCUUCCUUGGACGACAAGUGGUUCUUGGGAGUCAAAGGAGGCACAGACUCAGAGUGGGCAUUUGCGCUGUUCUUACAUGUUCUUGCUUCCGAAGAACAUGUCGACCCCUCAUCUACCCCUAAACACGGUUUUGGUGCAAAGGUUCUCAGACGAGUGAUGAAGAAGACGAUAGCACGCAUCAACGAGCUGAUUCGUACAUAUUUACCAUCAACGCUGACAUUAGAAGACGUUGAGACCAGGAGUCUACUCAACUUCGCAGUCACAGACGGCCACAGCGUGAUCGUGACUCGCUACGUCAGCUCCAAGACCGACGCAGCAGCAUCGCUCUACUACAGCUCCGGCACAGAUUGGGUCGAGGACCCAAAGCAAAAAGGUCAAUUUCAAAUGGAACGACGCGACAAAGCUUCGGACGUCGUGCUCGUGGCUAGUGAACCGCUGACCUUUGAACGACAUAAUUGGCUAGCAGUACCAACGAACACAAUAGUCACCAUCAGCGAUCAGACAGUAUUUGUCCAGCCAAUCAAGGACGAAUUCUACGACCCCGACCCUUCAGUCGAACGCAAUACAGGAUAUGCGAAGGAGAAAGGACUGAUGACUAAAGCACCCGGCGGGGCUGUCACUGCAGUGCCUACACCGAGCCGAACACCACAGCCAAGAGAUAGUCCGGAUUAUGUUGACGCUGACAAGGAGAAAGAGAGGCAGAAGACAUUGGAUACAUUGAGGUCGAGAAUGAUAAAUCCAGAUGUGAGAGGAACAUCGCCUUUGGCUGGUCCGAAUAGUGCUGCUAUGCAUGCGAUGCCGUCGAUCCAGUCAUUGAGCUUGUAG